This is a messenger RNA of Ylistrum balloti, 4776 nucleotides long. RefSeq names its product protein SSUH2 homolog. The coding region runs from base 1 to 1509 and encodes 502 amino acids. The transcript has 13 exons. The record is from RefSeq and is a predicted model, not a curated record. NCBI's taxonomy places the organism in Eukaryota, Metazoa, Mollusca, Bivalvia, Pectinida, Pectinidae.
AUGUUCAGCUCAGAUAAAACCAAGUUAUAUUAUCCCAAAGAGGAGGAAAGUUAUUACUCUGGAGGUUACCCUGUCUUUCCAGGAGGAGGCUAUCCUGCCCCUCAAGGGGCAUAUCAAGGAGGGCAACCUCCACCACCUCAGAGUGCUUACCAGGGAGCACCCCCACCACAAGGAGGUUACCCUGCAGGUGCAACACCAGGAUAUCCAGGAGGACAGCCAACUCAGGGCUACCCCCAGCCUGGUGCACCACAAGGAGGGUACCCAAGUGCCCCUCCAGCAGGGGCAUACCAAGGAGCUGGGGCCCCUCCAGCAGGAGCAUACCAAGGACCUGGGGCCCCUUCAGCAGGAGUUCCAGGAGCUCCACCCCAAGGCAAUGCACCACCCCAGUACCAGGGUGAAAUGCCUGGGGAUGAUGUAGAUGACAACCCUAAUGCUGCCCCACAGCAGGCCACAGCCCCGCCCUUAGAAAAAAUGGACAACAUCGGUGGAUAUUCUAAUAUUGGGUUCAGUGCAGCCAUGUUGCCACCCCCAUCAUAUGAUGAAGCAAUGAAAGGGCCGCCUCCAGAACGACAAAAUAUCUCAAACGUUCCUACUAUCACAGAACAGGAUGCCAGGGAAGCUCUCCUGAAGCAUGUAGCUGAAAACUGUUGCUAUGGUAAAGGAGCUGCAGAAGAUUUGAACUUUUUGGAUCUAAAAUCGACAAGUGCAUUUCAUUAUACAUUGGAAACUUUUGCUGAAGGUAGACAGACAGCUUGGGCGUAUGAACCUUAUACAGGUCAGACGAUUGAUGGUCCUAUGAAUGGUACAGCUCCAGGACCCUGGGACAUUCCUGCACAGGCAAGUGCUCUGUUCCAGAACCAAAAGAUUGAUGUUGAAGUUCCUCACACAGCAUCUGUCAAGCCCUGUCACACCUGCUUUUCUACUGGAUAUAUUCGAUGUCACCGGUGUCUUGGAAGGGGUAGAGUCAGAUGUAACUGGUGUCAUGGAAGUGGACAUAGGACAGUGCACAGAGGCGGAGAUCACCAUAGGGAGAGAUGUACUUGGUGUCAUGGCAACGGCAGACGCAGAUGUGAUACCUGUCAUGGCUGUGGUUCAGUGACUUGUACUUCUUGUAUGGGUUACAGACAACUAAAGUGCUAUAUCAAACUCAGCAUCUUAUGGACCAACCAUGUUGUUGAUCACAUUGUUGAGAGAACUCCGCUGCCAGAUCAUCUGAUUCGAGGGGUGUCAGGACAAACAGCCUUUGAGGAAACGUAUCAACGGGUCUGGCCAAUCCAACAUUUUCCUGAUGCUGAGGUUAACGAUGCAUCUAGAAACCUGAUCCAAACACAGCAAUAUCCAAGUGAAAGGAUCCUCCAACAGAGACACCGAGUUAGAAUUGUGCCUGUGACCCAAUGUAUGUAUAAAUGGAAGAGCAAGGAGUCGGAUUACUUUGUGUAUGGGUUUGAACACAAGGUGUAUGCUCCAAACUACCCACAACAAUGCUGCUGUGGCUGUUCCAUCCUCUAAACACACCUGUGCCAAGUAAUGCUGCUGUGGCUGUUCCAUCCUCUAAACACACCUGUACCAAGUAAUGCUGCUGUAGCUGUUCCAUCCUCUAAACGCACCUGUGCCAAGUAAUGCUGCUGUGGCUGUUCCAUCCUCUAAACAUGCCUGUACUAAGUAGUGCUGCUGCAUCUGUUCCAUCCUCUUUGAUUUUGGGUUCUAGAUAAUGCUGCUGUGGCUCUUCCAUCCUCUUAACACUUCUAUACAUUUUAGAAUAUUGCAAUGGCUGUUUUUAGGCAGUUCUUUUACAUGACCAUGACACAAUCACUGGAUGCCUUGGAGGAUUGAACAAAGAAACUUGCUGGAUAGCUCCAGGGCUAAAACUAAGCACUCAGUACUUAGAACAAAGAUACCUGAAGUCAAGAAUUUAGGUUUCAUCUACAUACAAACUACAAUAUCCUAUUAUCUAUGCCAUAAAGCUACAACAACAUACAUUCUGUAUAAUGUUGAAAGUUAACUCAAUGCAAUGUUUGGUUUUUAGCUUGCAACAUCUGUCGUCCGUUAACUUUUUCCUAAAAAUCAGAUUUUGGUCAAAUUUGCAGAAAGAUGGGGCCCAAUGUGGGAAAUCAAGUCCUCCUUCUGUUAGUAUGAAGGUAUUUUGCCCAAAUUAGGUCAGAAAUAUCUUUGGGGGAGGAGGGAAACAGUUAUGUAUAACUGAUGUGGUGUAGGGCCCAGUAUGAAAAAUUCUUCAAAAUGCUUCUUCUUCCAUAGAAAUUGCAGGAUUUUGUCCAAAUUUCCUGGAAGCAAUUUAAUUUUGUAUGAAAGAUGGUUCUAGUUUCUAAGUGGAUAGGGAUGUAAGUCUUUAAAAUCCCUUUCCUUUAUUUUGGAUAACGCACAAAUUUCAGUCCAGCCAAUCAUAGUGAGCAAUACAGGCCCUAUUGACAUCUUGUACAUAUUUUUUACUUGAAUCAAUAAUUGUAACAUGUCUUCUAUUACUUUUCUGUAAAGCAUUGUUUACUUAAAUGGAAAAAAGAAUUUUUUUAUGAUUUUAUGAGAAUUUUUUGUUUUGUUUUGUUAAAUUCUUAUUUGUGAUAUUUGGAAAAUGUUAGUGUUGCUAAAACUGUUAUUAUAUACAUGUUGAUAUGUAUGUUUUCAUGUUAUCAGAUUACAAUGUCAACAAGUGAUUCCAAGGUAUUGAUGUUGUUUUAUCACUUACAGAAUAUAUAAUUAACUGUGUAAUUAUGAAUACAUGUACAACUUAAACAGGAUUUUUUUGGUGAUGGUGAAAGUUUGGAAAACCUCAGCAAAUUGAAUAAAGAUAAAUACUUUUCAAGAGCAAUUUAUGACACCAGCAAAUAAUACAAAACAGGUAGAUAAUGAUUUGAACUAAUUUUGAUUUUACAUCCAUCUAACAGAGUAAAAUGUAUUUUUUGUUAAAUAUUUUGAUCAUGUAUAGACAUUUGAUCAUGUAGAAAGUCCGGAGGAAUUGAAUUCGUACUCUGCCAUCUUUGAUUCUAUUCCAGAAGCCGCAGGUACAAUUGGAUCACGAUCAGCAUGUGUUUUAAUGUAAAUCAAUUUUGCAGGGCUUGAAAUCAGCCUCACCUGAUAUCACUUUUUUCAAUGCUGUUUAGUGCAAUAAUUCCAUCAUCAAAAUGCCAACAAAUUGUAUUCUGUAUCAGUUAGUUAAUAUAUGUGGCAAGAUAAACAUAAUUACAUACAUACGUCCUACCUUUAUUGUUGAAUUUUUUAUCACAGUUUAUGUAAUGUGUCAUUAUGUUCUCUGUAGUGUAUUAAAAGGGUAAACGUCUUCAAAGUAAGAUACAACUAGUUUUUGGUGCCUUCAUUUUUGCUUCGCUUUGCCUUGGAUCAAAUAUUUAGAUAAUUUUAAGCUGAUUAUAUAGUCAUAAUACAUGUAUAUAUAUUGUUUAAUAUAAAACUUUACCAAAAACGUGUUAUAUAUCUGCAUUUCAACAUUUACAUGAAAUGAUCAUAUUGACAGUGUAUUUUUAUGGUGUGACUGAUGUAACCUCUGUUUCUGUGCAUGUUCUAUCUGUAGCAGCAGUGUUGUGGUUCAAAAUUCAAUGCAAAUGCCAGCUGCGAAGGAAAGCACAAGUGAUGUAGUAGAUGUUAGUGUUGGAUAAGGGCCUGGUCAUGUAAAUUGCUUCAAAUGAAAAUUUAUCAGCAGAAACCAUUUUUGUGUGAAUUUUCAGGAGUACACCAAUUUUUUUCAGAAAUUGCUCAGUUGACUUGUCAUGCAGAUAAGGCUGUCAUUUUACCUUUUUUUUCUUUCUUUUUUUUUAAAUACAAAAUAGUCUUUAAAACAAUCAAGUUCAAAUUAAAAGAUGUAUGGUCACUUAUGUUUAUAGAUGUGCAAGUAUAUAUGUAUUUUUAACAUAUGACAGGUUUGCAAUAAAACCUGUGUGUGAUACUGUAAAAAACAUAAUACAUUGUAUACAAAACAGCUAUCUUCCACUGUAGUGACAGUGUUUCACAUAUUUACCAGAGCAGUAGAAGUAUUAACCACCAAACAUUUGACAAUUUUUGAUAAGGGACCACAUUGUCCACAUUGAUGUUUGAUUUGUAUUUGUAUUUCCAAAGAAGGGAAGGAUAUUUUUCAAGUGUACACUUUUAUGGAUCGUCACAAAGUUUUAUUUUCAAGUUCAAAUUAAGCUCUUGAUCGGCCACACUGUUUGCUAUAAGUAUCAUUAACUGACAGUAACAGGAGGAAUCAAAUUCAAAGGUAUUGUUUUACUCAUUAAUCAUCCCUGUGUCUAUUUUUGAAUUUAUACGUAAGAUGCUAUCUACCUGUAUAUUUUGUAGUGUCUAUUAUACAUCUGUAGGGACCAACGCUAGCAAUGGUAAUUCUCUGUUGAAAAAGGUCUUCAUUUUAAGAGGCAAUAUUUCCCAGCAAUGGAUUCUAACCAAUAAGAACAAUGUUCUUUGGUCCCCAUCUCUUACCUCAUUUGUGUUUUCUAUAGGUGUGCAGCAUUUUGUUAAACAUGUUAAUGUUAAAAGAUGUAAAAUUAGUGAUUUGCAUUAUUUUGAAAUUAUGAACGUUGUCUUUUUAAUACUAUAUAAAAUAAAUGUCCCGACCGCGUCUAAUCUACAUCAGUACAACUAUUUUGUUUAAGGAUGAUAUUUAUUAUUUUGUAGCCAAGAGGUUCUUGCAUAGAGUACUGAAAAAUACUACCUGGUUCAUUCUGUGUCUGAAAUAUAGAAUUACAUCUAUGUAAUGGAGACUUGCAUAGGACAAAGUGAUAAAUGAAUAAAUAUAAUCAAAUUACAAAGGUA